AAUACAAUGAUAAUAUAGUUAAAUAGCUAGAUAAAUUGAUUUGUAGCAUAUAUCAUCACGUAUAGAUCAUACGGCUAAUAUUCUAUUGUAAGCUUCUAUACAUGUCAAUCUAAGAGCAUCUUCAAUGCUAAAAUGUUAACGGUGCAUAUGUGGCAUGUGAAAUAACCAAUCAAAAAACAAUAAAAAAAUAUCUAUCUUCUUAUUUAAAGGAUAUUACAUCAUUUUGGUAAGUUUUUCUUCACAAUGUCAAGCACAAUGUCUAGAUGUAGACAUUGUGGUUAACAUUGCAGAGAAAAACUUACCCAAAACACAUAAGACCGUGGAAAGAAAGAGGGAUAAAUGUUAUAAAAUCAAUAUUUUGUGUCUCUCUCAUGCUACAUGUGCACCGUGCACAUUAUAGCAUUGGAGAUUCUCUAAAUAGACAGUUCUAUCCACAUUUCGGUGAGUUGUGCUAUGUGUAUACAUUUUGAUUUACACUUUUCAUACACUCGUUUGUUUCACGCACACAAAAUUAUAUAUAUGCAACGACAAUUAUGUUGAUGGACGAUUCUGGUGACAACUGUACUAAAUUUCAUCCUUGAAGUUGCGGUGUAGAGGGGCUGAAAUUUCGAAAGCCCUAAGACAAAAUGUGUACGCCAAACUUUUUCUUCACACAAAUCAUAGUAGAAAAAUUUAUUUAAAACAUCCUUACACCAAGGCCAUAUCAAUUUCAUCCCGUCUUGGUGGUCAAGUAUUUGCUAUCCGGCGCUGGGCGAAAAGUGUGAGGAGUGGCAAAGGCUGCGGCAAAACGGGCGAGUUGGCGUCUGAGCGUCUGGGUGAGUAUGCCACCCCUCGCGCAGCGUCGCAGAGCGGAAGCUCCGGAAGCCGGAGGACCGGACUGACUUGACGUUGCGGUGUAGAGGGGCUGAAAUUUCGAAAGUGAAGCCCGACGGCUAAACCAGUGCAGCGUAACCGGACACACGGAGGGCUUUCCUUUUUUUUCUUUCUAAACGACAGGGUUUUGAUCAGAGAAUUAAUUGCUUGAACAUAGGUGGGUCGCCCCUGUUCACUAGUUAUGACCGGCAGUGCCAUGUGCCCUGCAAUAGUUCCCAUUCAUGACAGCUUCUCGGGUCAUUCUCAAUUGUCUGGUCAUAAGUCUUUUUUGUACUAAGUUUCCCGGUCAUCCUUCUCUCUCUUUUGAGCUCUGGUUUGCCAAGAAAAUUUUGAUCCAACAGUUGCAGCUGCUGCAGGAGCUGAAGAACAGCACAAGAAAUCAAGAAUGACACAAAUGUUGCAAUCACCUGAUACUACCAAUUGGGAAAAUGUCGACAAGGGCAAAAAAGGUGAUAACAUGAACCCACUUAAUCCUCAAGUAGACCCCGUUGCUGUAUUAAGUGACUCCCCCGUUCAUCAAGACGGCAGGAGCAAAACAGGAAGAAUAAAGCGCCCUGCGCCCCUGAAGAUAAAACACGUGCGGAAAUGGAGUCGAGAUGAUGUUGAUUCUCCCUCGCGGGGGACUGAGAAUGGUGGAAGGAGAACUCCCUUUGAGUCACCUCUUCAUCGUAAUGCGGGCGAUAAUACUCCAAGGAGAGCUUCUCGCCAUGGUGACCGAAGUCUUGAUGUUCCACCCCUGCAUCAUGCAAGGAUUGGAGGAGGUGGUGGUAGAGGGGGUAGCGCUGUUUCUUCUCCCACAUGGGAAAGAAAAGGUUCAUGUGAAGGUGGUCGUGCAAUAGCUCCCUCAACACCUUCUAGAUCUCGUCUUAGACCAGUCACAAAAGGUGAUGACACGCCGGAUCACAACCUAGUAAUUCCGAAAUUCGGAGAUUGGGAUGAUACUGAUCCAUCAUCAGCAGAACAGUUUAGCCAAGUAUUUGACAGAGUGCGGGGUGAGAAGCAGAGUGAGGCAGGGAAAGUACCUGUGAUGCCAACUGAAACGCCCGACCCAAACAAUGACAAGCCAUUAAAAAAUGAGAGUUCCAAGGGCUGUUCUUGCUUCCCAUGGCUUGGGAAGUAAGUAGUGACUACUUAGUCUUCAAAUUGUGGAGGAGAAAACACAACUUACUGGAGGCACUUAUACAACAGGUUUCUUGGAAGAUCAAUCAUUUUGUUCUGUAUGCUUUGUCCAAGUUUGAAGUAUAAUUUUCUUUUGUUGCAUUCCAUGAAAGACAUUGGGAAAAGUUGUUCAAGAAGAAACUAAGAGAUUUUGUUUCUUCAUGUCAAACAUUUUGACAGAUAGUCUGGUUUCAUGUAAUUUGUACGGAGUAUUUUAUACGGAGUAAUAUUCCUUAAAAACUCACUCCCAGCUAUAUACAUGAGAUCACAUGGCCUUCCAGUUUUAAUCUAUGAUUCUACGUUCUAAAUUUGGAUUUUGAUUGAUU
This is a messenger RNA of Cuscuta europaea, 2357 nucleotides long. The record is from the annotation of a GenBank genome assembly. Lineage: Eukaryota; Viridiplantae; Streptophyta; Magnoliopsida; Solanales; Convolvulaceae.